CUGCCGGCCUGCAUAUCCAAGUCCUCCUCAGCAGCAGCAGUGUCCACGGGGACCCCGUCUUCAUUCCGAGCACGAGUUCGAAUUAUUUGCAAGAGAUCGGAGAAUACGAAAGGGAAAUUGUUCUGGGAUUUCGCAUCGUCGCCACCGCCGCCCCUCGUCGCAAUGUUUCGUUUCACAGAGCUGGCCUGUUUCGUCGCGACCUGGUCGCUCACCGUCGCCCACACCGUUAUCGUUUAUCCGGGAUGGAGAGGGAACAACAUCCACACCAACGGCACCGUCUCGCAGAAUGACGAGAAUAUAAAGCCGGGUUCGCUGGGCAUCAAUUGGGAGAAUGGCACAUACGGAUUUCCAUAUGGCAUGCAGUGGAUGUAUCCAUGCGGCGGCAUGCCCACCUCACAAAAUCGCACAAAGUGGCCGCUAAAGGGCGGCGCUAUAUCCAUCCAGCCCGGCUGGUUCCCGGGCCACGCACUCGCCCUCUUCUACAUCAACAUGGGCUUCGGCAACGAGCCGCUCAACUACUCGCACUCGAUGCUGCCCGUCUUCCAGAUCACCGGCCCCUCGAACGUGCAGUACAACGGCUCGUUUUGCCUGCCGCAGGUGCCGCUGCCGGCGAAUUAUACGCCUAAGGUGGGCGACAAUGCCACCAUUCAGGUCAUUGAGACGGCACAGCAUGGCGCAGCACUUUACAACUGCGCUGAUAUCACUUUCGCGGAGCCAGAAGACGUGCCCGAGGUGAACGAGACGAACUGCCUUAACACGACACAACCAGGCCAGGAUAUUGGCUUCCAGCUCGUGUACACGACCACCUCUUCGCCCGCCGCGCCCACCGUCAUGCUCAACGGAUACGUCUCGCUGCUUGUGCCGCUCAUACUGACCGCUGCGACUUGGAUAACAUGGCUAUAAGCCUAUUCAUCCUCCCCCUGUUAUUCUCGUCGACUUUCGGCAUCUACUACUACUAUUUGAUUCAUCUUCGAGCGGGCGGGCGUACGGGCGCAUGAUAUCCAGGAGCGACGACUAUUUCUCGUAAAGGCGUCGAGGUUGACGUAUCAAUCUUUUCAUUCUCACCUUACCUCCAAUCUUUAUCAUCACUGGCGAUAAUUUUACCGAGCAGAAGACGGUCGGCGAGCCG
Trematosphaeria pertusa is the source of this 1129-nucleotide messenger RNA. RefSeq lists its product as uncharacterized. Bases 163 to 903 code for a protein of 246 amino acids. The record is from RefSeq and is a predicted model, not a curated record. The transcript is spliced from 3 exons. Lineage: Eukaryota; Fungi; Ascomycota; Dothideomycetes; Pleosporales; Trematosphaeriaceae.